AUGGGGCCCUCGCCUUUGUCCCUGAACGGCCAAUACCCUCUCCUCUCUCCCCUCGCCGCAGCCCGGCCUACAAAUACCACCCCAGCUGAGCAACCACACCAUACAUGCUUGCAACAAAGCUUGUGUUGUGCAACAACAGCAGCCCAGACAUCUACUAGCUCCAGAGUCAGGACUACUAGCCCAAGACCACACAAGUUCCAACACCAAGUGCUUCCAAAUUCCGAGCUUCUCCUUGCGGCGCAGCAGUGUGCAUGCUCUGCCCGCUUCUCUGAUCUAAGGGAGCAAGCGCGACUGCCACUUCACAUCUUUCUCCAGGCGGCGAAGAUGUCGGUGGCGGUGUGCCGUGGCCCAGCUGUUCCGGCCUUCGAGGCGCCCUGCUGGCUGCGCCCUGCCGAGCCGUACAAGCAGCCGGAGGUCGUCGUCGACGACCGGACUGCGCAGGUGGACAUAUGGAACGCCAUCCAGGCCGACGUCGACAAGGUGGCGCCCGCCGGCGCUAAGAAGGCGUCCAAGCCGUACGUGCACCCGCUCGUGCGCCGGUCGUCGAGCCUGAUGAGCCAGAAGAGCCUCGAGGUCUGCACGGAGAGCCUCGGCAACGAGACCGGCUCUGGCGACUUCACGUCGUCCCUGGACAUGGCCAGCCUAUUCGACUCGCCGCUGCCGGCGGCGGCGGCUGCCGCAGCACCGGAGGAGUCCUUCUGGCAGCACGACGCGGGUCGCUGCUGCGAGGAGGAGCAGUGGGAAAGCAAGGAUCUCGCGGCGGUGAACUACCACUGCUCGGCCGGGACGCGGUCACCGCGCCGCUCGUUCCCGCCGCCGCUGCCGUCCAUGUCGCGCAGCGACGGGCCGUGCCUGCAGAUGCGCGCGCGCCGCCAGGACGGGCGCCUCGUGGUCGAGGCCGUGGCGGUGAGGCCGCGCGGGUACCUCCACGCGAAGCGCCAGGGCGGACGCCUCCGCCUCUCCUUCGUCGAGUGCUCUGCUCGCGACCAGAGCGCGGCGAGCAAGAUCACCGAGGCCGCAGCAGAGGCGCCGUACUUCCGCACCGUGGAGCCCAGGAGCGUGCAGGAGGAAGAGGCGGCCGUGGAAAUGGAGGAGGACGACGAGGUGAUGGAGGAGGAGGAGGAGGAGGUGGAGGUGGUGGACAGGGGCACCGUCGUCGAGGUCAAGGUGAGCACGCAGCCGCAGACGCACACCGCGGCCAAGGUGCACCGCUCGACGCUCGUGAUCAACAAGUUCGUCGGCAGCACGCCGGUGUCCGCUGACCAACCCCGGUGCCACACCGACGACACGACACAGCACGAGGCGGACACCUGCGACGAGGCGGCGACGGCACAGUCACCACGCCCGACCCUGCGCCGGGUGCCGUCGUCCACGACGACGCUGGCGGCCGCGGUCGCCGUGGCCUCGACGGGGACCGACGUCGACGUCCCGCCGGCUCCGGAGGACGACGACGAGUGCGGCGGGCUGCACCUUUCCGGUGCCUCCGCCGCGGCCGAGACCAAGCAGCUCCUGCUGUCGUUCUCGUCGCGGAGGGGGGACAAGCAGGACCUGCUGCAGAGCGUGCGGCGGUGCAGGCAGCUGCGGCAGAAGAAGCUCUUCAUCCUGGAGCCCUACUGCAUUGCCACCUCCUGA
Messenger RNA from Miscanthus lutarioriparius, 1632 nucleotides. Lineage: Eukaryota; Viridiplantae; Streptophyta; Magnoliopsida; Poales; Poaceae. The record is from the annotation of a GenBank genome assembly.